Gorilla gorilla gorilla (western lowland gorilla) is the source of this 3896-nucleotide messenger RNA. It is a transcript of the gene PFKFB4, whose product is annotated as 6-phosphofructo-2-kinase/fructose-2,6-biphosphatase 4. The transcript has 16 exons. Gene Ontology annotation, cellular component: cytosol. The record is from RefSeq and is a predicted model, not a curated record. The coding region runs from base 157 to 1863 and encodes 568 amino acids. Lineage: Eukaryota; Metazoa; Chordata; Mammalia; Primates; Hominidae. Gene Ontology annotation, molecular function: fructose-2,6-bisphosphate 2-phosphatase activity; ATP binding; 6-phosphofructo-2-kinase activity. Gene Ontology annotation, biological process: fructose 2,6-bisphosphate metabolic process; fructose metabolic process.
GAGGGGCGGGGCCCAAGGGGCGGGACCUCGGGUGGCCCGAGGUGGCCCGGCUGCUGGGUUGGAAGCGGCGCAGUCCGACUCAUCCCGGCCCCGGGAUGGCGUCCCCACGGGAAUUGACACAGAACCCCCUGAAGAAGAUCUGGAUGCCAUACAGCAAUGGGCGGCCCGCUCUGCACGCUUGCCAGCGCGGUGAACUUUCAAAGGUGGGCUAGUUUUCCAACAGGAGGAAGGGUGCCUCUUGGCCUUAAAGCUGAGCUUGGGCAGGAACUUCAGCAGAGAUGUGCUCAGGAUAGAGACAGAAAACUGUGCCGUGUGGGCCUGUGUCUGUGUCUCGGGACAUUGUGUAUGACCAACUGCCCAACGCUCAUUGUCAUGGUGGGCCUGCCCGCCAGGGGCAAGACCUACAUCUCCAAGAAGCUGACGCGAUACCUGAACUGGAUUGGUGUGCCCACUCGGGAGUUCAAUGUUGGCCAGUAUCGCCGGGAUGUGGUCAAGACCUACAAAUCUUUUGAAUUUUUUCUCCCCGACAAUGAAGAGGGCCUGAAAAUCAGGAAGCAGUGUGCCCUGGCAGCCCUCCGUGACGUCCGGCGGUUCCUUAGUGAGGAGGGGGGACAUGUGGCGGUUUUUGAUGCCACAAACACCACCCGAGAACGGAGAGCGACCAUCUUUAAUUUUGGAGAACAGAAUGGCUACAAGACCUUUUUUGUCGAGUCCAUCUGUGUGGAUCCUGAGGUCAUAGCUGCCAACAUCGUGCAAGUGAAACUGGGCAGCCCUGACUAUGUCAACCGUGACAGUGAUGAGGCUACGGAGGACUUCAUGAGGCGCAUUGAGUGCUAUGAGAACUCCUACGAGUCGCUAGAUGAGGACCUGGAUAGGGACCUGUCCUAUAUCAAGAUCAUGGAUGUGGGCCAGAGCUACGUGGUGAACCGUGUGGCUGACCACAUCCAGAGCCGCAUCGUAUAUUACCUCAUGAACAUCCACGUGACCCCCCGCUCCAUCUACCUCUGCCGGCACGGGGAGAGCGAGCUCAACCUCAAGGGCCGGAUUGGCGGGGACCCAGGACUGUCCCCUCGGGGCAGGGAGUUUGCCAAGAGUCUAGCCCAGUUCAUCAGUGACCAAAAUAUCAAGGAUCUGAAGGUCUGGACAAGCCAGAUGAAGAGGACAAUCCAGACGGCUGAGGCACUGGGUGUGCCCUAUGAACAGUGGAAGGUCCUCAACGAGAUCGAUGCGGGCGUCUGUGAGGAAAUGACCUACGAGGAAAUUCAGGAUAAUUAUCCACUGGAGUUCGCCCUGCGGGACCAGGACAAGUACCGGUACCGGUACCCUAAAGGGGAGUCCUACGAGGACCUGGUCCAGAGACUGGAGCCUGUCAUCAUGGAGCUGGAGAGGCAAGAGAAUGUGCUGGUCAUCUGCCACCAGGCUGUGAUGCGCUGCCUGCUGGCCUACUUCCUCGACAAGGCAGCAGAACAGCUGCCCUACCUCAAGUGUCCGCUGCACACAGUCCUGAAGCUGACUCCUGUGGCAUAUGGUUGUAAAGUGGAGUCCAUAUUCCUGAACGUGGCCGCUGUGAACACGCACCGGGACAGGCCUCAGGAUAGGACCUACACUUCUGGGAGCCCUGGUCCCAGUUCCUGGAGGCCACUGCACGGAGAAGGCUCUUGGGCCUCAGUCAUGCCUGUUGCCAUCCAUGAUGGGGCCUGCUUGGGCUCUGGGUCCCUGCUGAGGAUGCACGCCUUGGGCUGGACCAGGACAUCUGGCCUUGGACCUCACAGCACAGAACGUGGACAUCUCGAGACCUCCAGAGGAAGCCCUUGUCACGGUGCCUGCUCACCAGUGACCAUGUUCAUCCACUGUGACCACUAGGCAGGCACUGGUCUCUGCAGAGGGGGUCAUUCCAGGCCCUCCAGUGUGUGUGAUAGUCACCAUGCCAUGCAGGGAUAUUCUUGAAGCCACACAUGGCUGGCGGAACCCAGAACCCCCACCCCAGCCCACCUGGCUCUUUGUUGACAGUCGGCGACAAGGUUGUGCAUGGCUCCUGACCUGCUGCUAAGAGUUACUUGACCAGACUGCAUCUGCAUGGGCUGUGCGGAGGUUGCCCAGCCCCAGGUUCUUCCGGCGCAGCUCUUAGGUGUUCACUCUCGCCAGCUCAGUUGGCUUUGUGAAGCGUGAAACCCUACAAUGUGAAAGGAAAGUGCUUGCUGUGAUGUUCCUACUGUGGCCCAGCUGCCCAGCAUGGACCUGGUGACUCUCCACAGGGCCUCUACCAUCCUCUCUGUGGCCACUUCCUGAGCCAGAGGCCAGGUCUUCAUGGGACCCUGAGCUUCUGCUGCCUCUGGUGAGAGGGAGAGCCCUUCCCAUCCUUACCCACCAGGAACUAGAGCCCCAACCACAGCAGAUGCUUCCCGGGCAGCCACUGGCCAGGCCCUUGUAUCCAUGUCACCCUUAGUUGUGGGCAUUCAUGAAAGCAAUGCGCUUGCUUCAGCACAUUGGGAUGCACAGAAACGUGUGGGCAGGGGGGCAGUUGUGGUCGCCCCUCCCCAGUUGUGCAUGUACCCGGCUACUUAGGUAUGCUUAGGGGAGCUGGUGGCCAGGCUUGCCCCUUCAGGCCUGCUCUCACAGUGAAACCACCUCAAGACAGGGCAGGAAGUUUCCUUCCUGGUGCACACACCGAAGUGCUCGAGGGAGAGGCUGCUGCCCCCUCUCCCCUUCCCUGGCUGUGGACACUGGCAGCCAAUGGGGAGGCGGCCUCUCCCCUGUUGCUGCCCGUGUCCACACACGAAUGUACACUGGUGGCAGAGACAUGCAUUUGCCAUAAAUAAUUCAGAAACACUUGUAUGGUCCUGUAAAACUUCUCUGGUGUUUGUUGACUUCUGCCUGUGGGCCUGAGGAAGGGAGAAGGCAGAACCCAUAGGCAGUCCCUGGGCAAGGGAGGAUUUUCCCGGCUGCAGCACAGCCUUCCAUUCAUGUGCAUAUGAGUCUGGUGAAAAUGGCCUUGUGAAGUCCAGUGUCUGUCAUGCCCCUGAGUUCUUUUGGUCCCAGAGAGGCAGCCUGGGCAGUCUGUUUACAGCUGGCAAACAGACUGGCAAGUUGUGGGGCUGGGUCAGAAAGUGUCUGGACUUGUAAUUGGGUGCCCUGCUGUCCACAGGUGGACUCUGGGGAAGCCAGGCCCCUGGAUCCCAAGUCCUUUGUGUCCGGAGCCUUUCCUGGCCUGUGCCUGGAGGGUAGCACAUCUUUCCAGACUCCCAGGGCUUUGCAGCCUGCAGAUGCCACCUGUCCCUGAGAGAAGUUAGCGUCCCUGGCCCUGGCCGGUGGUCUCUCAUCCUUGUGUGCUGCUCCGCUAAGAGAUGUCCAAGGCGGAGCCGGGGCAAGAUCCUUCCAGACUCAUCUGUCAGAGCCCCAAGCCCUUUAGACCCAGAGCCCAAGGACCAUGCCUUUGGGACAUUAGGACUGCAGCCUUUGCUUCUGUGUAUUUUGGAGUUUCGGUGACUUUUGUCACCUGGACACACUCAUUUGUUAGCCAUAGUGGGUUCCCUUGGUCAGCAACAGUGCAUGUACCUCUGGAUGUCAUCUGAGGUGAGACCACCGAGGCCUUUUCUCUCUGUGUACAGAGGGGAGUUAGGAGUUGCUGGAUUGGAUGCAUUAUGAGGACUGGGGACAGGGUAGAGGGACAUCCAGGGAUCAGGGCAUGAGUGGGGGCAACACCCCGGCCUCUGCCCUGGCAUGGUCUCCGCAUGGGCUGAGGUGUAGCUGAUUGGCUGCCACAUUUCGGCCAUGCUGGCUGGCGUGCCCAUGUUGCAGAUAUUUUCCCGAGUUCCCCAGAAUGGAUGGUAUUGAAUCUCAGCCACAUGCAACACUGUGUCCAGCAUUCUUUGCAAUAAAUACUUUUUAAAAAAUAA